AGUCUUUGCUUUUUUAAGGAAUUAUUAGAUACAAUGCAUAAAAUAAAUGUACUGGAACUUUUACAAUGAUAUUUCUGAAAACCGAAAGAGACUAAAAGGGGUUACAUUUUGCUGAGCUUUUUAUACUUAUGGUUGGGGAAAUGUUGCUCGUCUAUUCUUCUCUUUCAAUUUUCUUAAAUGACGUCAUUCAGCCUUGACCUUCACAGCCAUGCCAAGCGCAGAUACCGAAUUGAAGUCCUCCACCGGCCCCAGUUGGGCUGACCAGGUUGAUCAAGUUGAAGAUGGUGAACUCCCUCCCCCAAGUGAAGAUUACAACAAGGGCUUGAAAGUUAUUACAGAAUACAAGUACAACGAUGAGGGAAAGAAAGUCAAAGUUGUGAAAACAUACAAAGUUGAGAAGAAAAGGGUCCCAAAAUCUAUUGCAAGAAGAAAGGGAUGGAAGAAAUUUGGUGCUGCAGAGAGGGAUCCUCCAGGUCCCAAUCCUGCUAACACUAUACUGGCGGAGGAUGUUUAUAUGCAGUUUGUGCACGAUAAACAGCAACAACUCCAAGAGACCUCAGAGAAGGAACAAGAUCCACUUGCUAAACUCAAGGGCAGACUGGUGUCCUGUCGUAUCUGUAAAGGUGACCAUUGGACAACAAAAUGUCCUUACAAGGACACAUUAACCCCCUUGCAAGAUGCCUUGGAGAGUGCUGACAAGCCUAAGCCUGAGCCUGGAGCAGAGAAUACUGAGGCUGCUGCAGCUGGAGGUAGAACAGCAGGAAAGUACAUCCCUCCAAGUAUGAGAGAUGGUGCAACCAGACGAGGAGAGUCAAUGCAUAACCAGAAACGAGAUGAGUCUGCGACUAUUAGAGUGACAAAUCUCUCUGAGGACACCAGGGAGGCAGAUCUCCAAGAGCUGUUCCGACCUUUUGGUUCCAUCUCCAGAAUUUACCUCGCAAAAGAUAAAAUUACAGGACAGUCCAAAGGUUUUGCGUUUAUUAACUUCCACCGGAGAGAAGAUGCUGCGAGAGCUAUUCAAGGGGUCUCUGGCUUCGGUUACGAUCAUCUCAUUCUCAAUGUGGAAUGGGCCAAGCCAUCAGGAAGUUAAAAUGUGAAAUAAAGUAUGGAGGGCAAUUCUAUUCAACAUUCUGCAACAUUUUGCUGUCAUUGGACAUUAUUUAAUAACAAUUAUGGAUAGCAAAAUUACAAUAAAACUUAUUAACAUUUUGAAAAAUCAUCAUGACGUAUGUGUGAACGAUUUUCACAUAAUGCCUGGGUCACAUUUGCUCCGAUCCAUCGGCCGGCGCCCGCCCAAUUGAGUGUUUUGUUCAAUAUUGCAUUCAAUUUUUAAC
This is a messenger RNA of Owenia fusiformis, 1334 nucleotides long. The record is from the annotation of a GenBank genome assembly. Lineage: Eukaryota; Metazoa; Annelida; Polychaeta; Sabellida; Oweniidae.